Messenger RNA from Rotaria sordida, 1926 nucleotides. NCBI's taxonomy places the organism in Eukaryota, Metazoa, Rotifera, Eurotatoria, Philodinida, Philodinidae. The record is from the annotation of a GenBank genome assembly.
AUGGAAAUUCAUAGUAGCGCGAAGAAAAGUUAUGAGAUCGAUCAAGCAUUUAAAAAUGAUGAUCAAACGAGUUUCAAAAAGAAUAUUCAUGAACUGUGGGAGCGAAUAAAAAAUAUAGAAGAAAAAAUACAAUCGCUCAAUAUUUGGCAGCAAGCAGAAUCCAAAAACAAACAGUUGUUCGAACCUCAAAAGAACCAACAAAAUCAAACAAUUCUUCCUAAUGGUGAAUUACCCGACAAUAAUCAAUCAGCAUCAUCAACUAAACUUAAAAAAGAAAGAAAUACAAAUAACCAAGAUUCAUCCUUACCAAACAAACAAAUACAAACUUCUAAUGUACCUAAAACAUCAUUACCAAAGUCAAUAAUACAACGAACAAAUAAUACUAUUAACAUUCUUCUUCUUGGUGAAACUGGUGUAGGCAAGUCGACCUUUAUUAAUGCAUUUGUAAAUUAUCUUACACAUAAGACACUUAAAGUAGCUGAACAAGGCAAACCUGUUGUAAUCAUACCUGUUUCAUUUGUUAUAACAACUGGUAAUAAUUUUCAAGAACAUACAGUAAAAUUUGGUGAUUUAGAUAGUUUCAACAAUGAAGACUUUGAUCAUCCUGGUCAAUCAGUAACACAAAAUUGUAGAUCAUAUGUAUUUCAUUUUAAUCAUAUUAAUACAACGAAAAUACGUAUUAUCGAUACGCCUGGUUUUGGUGAUACACGUGGUGUUCAUCAAGAUGAUAUCAAUAUGCAAUAUACUUUAGAAUAUAUCAAUAAUUUAACACAUUUGGACGCCAUAUGUUUCCUUCUUAAGCCAAAUACAUCAAGAAUUAACGUAUUUUUCGCAACAUAUCUUAAUCAACUGUUCGACUUUCUUGGUUCAAAUGCAUGUCAAAAUGUUAUCUUUUGUUUUACUAAUGCACGAUCAACAUUUUAUACUCCAGGAGAUACAGCCCCUCUACUUAAAUCUAUUCUUAAAUCAAUAAAAAUUGGUGAAAUUCCAUUCAAAAAAGAGAAUACAUUCUGUUUCGAUAAUGAAUCAUUUCGGUACUUAGUUGCUCUACAAAAUAAUAUUAAAUUCGAUACAAUUGAACAUUCAGAAUAUAACAAUAGUUGGUCAAAAUCAGUUGAAGAAUCAAACCGACUUCUUGAUUACAUAUGCGCUAAAGUGAGUACUUAUGAUAUGCAAGGUGGACGACAGUCGAUUAAACAAGCUCAAUUUGAAAUUAGUUAUAUAAUUCGUCCAAUGCUAGAAGCAAUGCGGAAUAUUCUUCGAAAUUCUAUUAUAUAUAAGAAUGAUGCGUCGAGUGGAUCGAUUACACUAGAACCACAUAUUCUUGAUCGUCCAGGUGCUAUUUGUUACAGAUGCAAACCGAAUAUAAUUCAAAUAGGCAAAUUUUUGAUUACAAGAAAUCCGGCUCAUGAAAUGCGAAAGAAAUGUUUAUCUUGUCCAUGUACUACCGAUCAGCAUACUAGAGUCGAUUAUGAACUCGAUUAUACACAUUCGAAAAACCGUUCGAACUAUGAUAAAGAUGAAACAGAGAAAAGCAUUAAUUUACUGCUUGAAGCAAGUGUUAAAUUUGCUUAUUUUCUUAAGCAUAUAUCUUGUUCAUCAAAAGAUGAUCCAUUUUGGAUUGGUAUAAAACAAAUGAUUAAUGAAGAAAAUAAUCUCUGUGGAAGUCAAAAAUCACAUGACAUGAAUAAAAUAUUGGCUGAAAUGCUUACAGAACUCAUGCAUACUUUUAAAAAACGUUUCGAUCACCUCGAGUCAAAUAAAGACUUUGAUAAGCUGUACAAAAUUUAUGAAUUGAUUAAGAAAAUUCAUCAAAAUCCUAUGGUUCAAGUACAAAUCAACGCUACAAAACUAACUCGAGAGAUUAUAAUGAAACAAUAUGAAUAUGAGUUUCCAAAUGAUUCAAAAAACACAAGACUUUCUUGA